This is a messenger RNA of Perca fluviatilis (European perch), 2029 nucleotides long. RefSeq names its product GTPase IMAP family member 4-like. The record is from RefSeq and is a predicted model, not a curated record. Lineage: Eukaryota; Metazoa; Chordata; Actinopteri; Perciformes; Percidae. The transcript has 2 exons. Gene Ontology annotation, molecular function: GTP binding. The coding region runs from base 63 to 899 and encodes 278 amino acids.
UAUUCAACAACAAGACAUCACCAGCAACAAGACAACAGAUCAACUGCUGUAAAAAGACAAAGAUGUCGGGCACUCUUCCUGAACCAAAACUGAAGAUUAUGCUCGUUGGAUUGACUGGAGAUGGGAAGACUUCAGUCAUGAACACCCUUCUGGGAAGAGAUCAAAAACAUGGACGCAGCGCUUCCUCACAGACAACAGAGUGCAAGAGGGAGACAGUAAAGCGUGGUGACCAAGAACUGGUUAUUAUCGAUACUCCGGGUGUGCUGAACACAGAGAAAAAAGAAGAAAAAAAGGUGAAGAAAGACAUCGCAGAAGUCAUCGCAGGUGCUGCUCUUGAUGACGGUCCUCAUGUGUUCCUGUUGGUGAUGCAGGCGAAGGUUUUUUCAGAGAAAGAUAAAGAAGCAGUGGAAAUCAUUCAGAAGAUCUUUGGUGAUGGGUUCGAAGAUUACACGUUGGUCUUGUUCACCUACGGAGGUAAACUUGUACCUACGUACAAAGAUGUGGAGAAGAUUGAAUUCCUUAAGAAGUUCAUUCAGGGAGAUCAUUCUGUUCAUUCUUUUGAAAAUAUUGAAUGUAAGAAUGUAAACGGUGAAGAAAAAGAAAAGCAAGUGUCUGAUCUAGUGGAGAAGAUCAACAAAAUGGUUGAAAAAAACAGGGAGCGAAAUGGGCCACGUUACACCAGUGACAUGUUGAAAAAGGCGCAGGAAAUCCAAAAACAAAUAGAGAAGGAAAUAGAGAAGUCAGAACAUAAUGGCACGAAUGAAGUUAUCAUGCGUAAAACAGUUGAGAAGUUUGUUAAUGAGGUGGUGGGCGAGCCAUUGGUAGGUUUAGUGUUCGGGAUUGUUAAAUUUGCCAUGGAAAAAGUUGCUAAAUGGGUCAAUAAAUCAAAAAAACGCUAAAAAAGUGUAUGACGUGAAUGAAUCUAUUUGUUUCUUUAGCUUUUUUUACAAUGAGUGAAUGAAUAGUCUAUUAUUCUAUGAUCUGAACUAUUGCUGAAUAAUUGCUUGGUUUUCCCAAUAAAUCAUGAUUUAUAGCCUAAUAAGGUUAAUAACAAUUAAAAGUAAAGGUAUUUGUGUGAAGAAAAAGCAGAAGUGCAGGUACUCAGGUACUGAGUAUGUUUGUUAUGCAACUUGAUUACUUCCCCGUGGAGGCAUGUGAGUUUGAUACAAAUUGUAUUUAGGGGAGAAACCUGAGUACAAGUGUCCUAGAUAGGAGAAUUAAACUAUCUAGGUUGAUGCAUUUAUUUAAACCAAUCACACAAAGAAAGAGAAGAGGAAAUCAGGCGGAACUUCCGGCAGCUCCGGAACCAUCCGGUAAAUGAGCCAUCGUCGAUCCAGAGUACAGAUGUUGACAUCCAACCCUGUAUUACCAUUAAUUAGAUUAAUUAAUUAGAAACUGCUUAAAAAUGAUUUAACAUCACAAUUGAUAAAUGUGCUGUUAUGUAAGCCAGUGUGUAAUGGAGGCUGCUUUUCAAUCAUUAGAAAAGCAGAGCCUUCCCAAAGAGCUGUUAGAUGAUUCACCGAAUAUGUCUUAUGAUUGUACUUGUCUUAACUUUUGGGAAUUUUGUAAUUGCUUGCAACAAAGACAUACCUGGUUUCUAACAGUAACUGGUGAUGUAAAGCAAGAAGUUGGCUUUGUCUACGUCUAAAGUGUAUGCCAAAUUGAUAUUUUUCGCAUGCAUGUACAUCCUUAUGUGUAAAAUGACAAUGUUGAACAUUUGAGAAUUGAGGUUUGAAUGGAGGACUUCUGUUGCAUGUCAUCUGCCCACUCUUUCUCCCUAUGCUCUGCUCAUAUACACAAUUCAAUAAAGUAAAAUGCAAUAAUGAAUGCAUGAAAUUAUGCAGCAAUAAUUAAAUAUUAACAGACAUUACAUUCCUGUACUCUAUCUAAAGACAAAUAUUAAGGUGUGGGGUUUUAAAUCAUUGGUGUCAAUAUUAAUUUUCUUUAUCAGCAAAUAAAAUCAAACUAAACUCUACAGUAUUUGUGUGUCUAUUUUUUUCCUGUGAUUUGUUACUGACUUUCAUUUUAA